UGGCCGGUGGCGCCGCGGCGGGCGGGGCGCGGGCUUGGAGGCUUUCUUGUUCCCUGCAGAGGAAGAAUUUCAUAAAUAUAUCACUGGAGCUCACCCCGGGGCUGUAGUUCCAAACAAACCCCAAAACCUUUUCAGAGUACUGCUGCUUGAAAUGUUUCAGUUUGUAUCUAGUAUUGGUAUUGCUGGUGGGAGUCAGAAUUUUCCAAGUUUAUGUGAAUGGAAUUACUGUAUCUGCAACAUAAAUAAUCAGGUGGUGCAAAGACAGUGAUUGACAGCUCUAGACAGUUGUCCUUAUGAGAGUGACUUUUCUUCAGCAGCAGAACAGACAAAAUCUGCACAAGCAGGUUUCCAAUACAGUGGAAGUAAAAUUUUUCUGGAUAAAACAUUAUGAAAAAGAUAUUCCAGGGUCUAAGGAGCUGCGUGGGGAUGUAGACUCCAAGCACAAGUACAACAAAAAGCAUGGAAGAGAAAAAGAAAGAGGAGAAACCAGAAGAGCAACUUACAGAACCUGAAUCAGCUGUCCCAGAAGCCUUACUAGAAUUUCAAAUUGAGACAAAAGAAGCAGCAAUUGAUUGUGUUUUGUCUAACCUGAAACAAUUGAAAAAAAGGAACAAAGAAUAUCAUGAAAGAAAUGACAUUCUGAAGGAAGAACAGCAGGCACGCAUCAGGCAUAUACUAAGGCAAAAAAAAGAAAAGGAGAAAGAACAAGAUGAGAAGGAGGUUGUAACUAAGGAUAAUGUGGAAGAGUCACUGAAAGCAAAAUGGCAGUAUGUUAAGGACCAAGAACAACUUCUGAAAGAUCUGCACUUUCAAAUUGAAGAAACUGGCCAAAGAUUUUUAGAAAAGCAGGCUGAGAGGGAUUAUUGGUUGGAGUACAAAAACGUAGGAAGUAAAGAACAGGCCAACAAGAUUAUGAAUCUGGAAAAAGACAUUAAGGAAGUCAAAGAUGACCUUCACAGAACUACAGAAUACUAUAGAAAUGCUUUGAAAGCAGUGAAAAAAGAAAAUGACAGGAUGCUUGAGAUGCACAUGAGGUUAAGUAAGGAACAGGCCCCUGAGAAUGCUGUAAGAUACUUAGACAAAAACAGUUGCAGAGAAAUUGAAGAGAAUGAAUGGCUGAAAGAAGAGAUUAAGAUAUACCAAAAGGAAGUAAGUGAUUUGAAAGCCUCUAUUCAGCUCCUGGAAGAAGAAAAUAUCAGUUUAGUAACAAAACUGAUUGAUGUCAGACUUCAGAAUCUGAGAGUACCCAGGCAUUUGUUUCUUACCCAGGCAGCUGACUUGCAAGAUGAAUUUCCUAAGGAAGAAAUGAAAGAAUUAGAGUAUAAAGAGUAUGCAGCGAAAGCAGAUGGAGAUGAAAGCCUCAGAAGUGCCACAGUCCCCUGUCAGAAAAAUAAGGCCUUUGCAAAGAUUCAGUCUAAAACAGAGAAGGAGAAGUAUCAAGACAGUGAUGAGGAGCCGCGGGAAAAGUCUUUCACUCCAACUCUUGACAGCUUGUUGUAUGAAGAUGAAAAAGUUUUCCAGGAAUACUUAAAACUGGGCCCUCUGGAAACAAAUCUAAUUGUGGUUGGAAGAGCCAUGCCUAUUCAUAAAGAACCAGAAGAAAUGCCAGGCAGGAGCCACACAGAAGAUGGCAUUAUUGGUAAAUCAGACGGGCACAUCACAGCUCAGAUGAUCAAGGCCUUGUCUAAAGAAAAAUUUGGUUAAAAAUAGACAAGCUGUGCUGUUAACAAAUGUAACAUUCUCAGUUCAUCAUUAAACACUUGCUCUGAUCUUCAAGGA
This is a messenger RNA of Tyto alba (common barn owl), 1779 nucleotides long. It is a transcript of the gene CCDC83, whose product is annotated as coiled-coil domain containing 83. Lineage: Eukaryota; Metazoa; Chordata; Aves; Strigiformes; Tytonidae. Bases 460 to 1704 code for a protein of 414 amino acids. The transcript has 12 exons. The record is from RefSeq and is a predicted model, not a curated record.